Molecule: messenger RNA, 2605 nt
Organism: Condylostylus longicornis
Lineage: Eukaryota; Metazoa; Arthropoda; Insecta; Diptera; Dolichopodidae
Product: general transcriptional corepressor trfA-like
Exons: 6
Coding region: 662-2365 (567 amino acids)
Source: RefSeq, a predicted model, not a curated record
UAUAAACUUAGAGCUAAACAGAAAAAUAAAGUUAAUAUUUUUUUUUAAUUUUAAUAAUACAUACAUAUAUAAAAUUUAUAUACAAUAUAAUCGUAAAAAUUUUUUGGAAUAUUUUUAUUAAAUAAAUAAACGCAGUAGUGAUGUUAAUAAUAUAUAUAUUAAAAAAAUUAGUUAUACAUAGUUGUUGAAUUCAAUUUUAAAUGCUCAAAAUCGGAAUAUUUAUCCUUGGGAGAGAAAAAGGAUUAAAACUAGUUUUAAGAAAAGGCAAAAAGAAGACAACAGAACAAAAACGCUAAAAAUAUUCUUAGCAUUAAAUGAUUGCCUGCCUGCCUUCCUGCCGAAAAGAAUUACAAUAAAAAUAAAAAGUACACAAUUGUUUUUUGUACAGUGGACUUCCUUUGUUUUAAAUUAUGUAAAAAUACAAAAUUGUUAUUGAGGUUUUUGAAAAAAGAUUCCAAAUUAUAUAUAUAUAUAUACAUAUUACAAAAGUAAAAUAACUAUAAACAAAAAGCUUCAAAGAACAGUCAAGGUCUUAAAACAAAAAGACAACAAAAAAAAAAACAAAAAGUAAAGAAAUAAAUCAAACUUCUCGUUUCCCAACAAAAAUUUUUAAUAGAAAUCUUUUUUUCCUCAAUAAUAAUAAUAAUAAGCAGUCGGAGAAAUGAAUUUGAAUAACGAUAUAAGCAUCGGUUUUAUUAAUAAUAAUAGCAAUAGCAGCAGCAUUGGAAGCACAAAUAGUAGUAGCUGUAAUAGUAGUAGUUAUUGUAUUGAAAAUAAUAGCAAUUCUGAAAACGUUAUUCAAACAACUGUAAAUAAUGAUAAAAAAAAUUUUAAUCAUAUCAAUAAUGUUAUUGUUACUGGCGGAGGAAUUAUAAAUUCAACAAAUGGAAUUAUAAAUUCACAACAGAAUCUUAUUAAUUUUGGUAAUUUAAUGGGAAAAAAUAUUAUAAUAAAUAAUUCACAACAAAAUGGUAUAUUUACAUCAUCAACAACAAAUAAUAAUAAUGGAAAAAAUGAAAAUCAAAAUUUUAAUUUACAACAAAAAGUCAUCGAUUCAACACAAAAGAUGCCUCAGAUAGUCACUACACAACAACAACCAAAACCAUUAUCAGCCAAUAACUUUAAUUUUUUGAUUAAUGAAAAUUCAAAAAAUAAUUAUGAAUUUUUAAGUAUUCAGCCACCGCGUCCCUAUAGAAGAAAAUUUUCAUGUGUUCAUGAGAAUAAAGUGGAUUGUACACCAGAAUGCGAUCAAGAUGCCGGUUUAAAAAGAGAUAAAAAAAAUGAAUAUGCACGUCAACAAAUGCGAAAAUAUCGUGAAAAGAUUAAAUCAGAUCCAGUUCGUUAUAUGAAAUAUUUACAAACUGAACGUGAACGUAAUGCUAAAAGAAAAUUUCGGAAAAUGGAAAAAUUAAUGAAAGAGGAUGGUGUUACAAAUCCUGAAGAAAUUUUAAAAUUAGAAAAACGUGAAAAAAAUCGACAAUAUAGAGAAAAAUGUAGAAUGGGUUUACCAUUUCCAAAAUUUCGAACAUCGACACAACAAAGACUGCUUAAAGCUUUAAUACAAAAAGUUCAAAAUGGUGAUUACAAACUUCCAGAAAAUUAUACAUUACCUGAUGUUAUGUUACAACAAUUACAAAAUAUUAAAACUGAAGAAACGUCUUGUAAAGAAGAAACAUUAAGUGACACAGAAAAUUUAAUUGAACAAGAUGAUGGAAUAACUGAUUCAGAAGAAAAUAGUCAAGAUUUUAUGGAUUGUAGUGAUGAUGAUUCAAGAUCUGAUGAUGGUUUUAUUUCUCCAACAUACAAUCGAAUUUGUGCUGUGGUAAAUUGUCCUUCACGAUUUUGUAAUGAUGAUGUCGAAUAUUUUCCUCUACCAUCAAAAAAAUCUAUACGCGAUCUUUGGAUAAGACAAAUAAAAGUUAAUUGUAAACAAUGGGAAGUGAAUCCAAAUGCAUUUAUUUGUUCCUUACAUUUUUCAUCGACCUGGUUUGAAUCAAGUAAAUAUACUGAAAGAGAUUUUUUAUUAAAAGCUGUACCAACAAUAUUUCCAAAUGCAAGUGCCAGUCAAUUUGAUUUAGAAAUACCAGAAUUAGAUGAAAAAGAUUUUGAAUCAAUGAAAUGUUCAAAAAAUUUUUAUAAAUGGAGUAAAGAUAAAAUGAGAGAACAAGAAAAUUUAUUAAAACAUCAGCAUUCAUUAUUAGAAAAUCAAAGUGAAAUGAAUUUUUUACAAAAAUUAAAAAUCUCAAAAAUAAUAAAUGAAAUCAACGAAUUCAAAUCAAAGUAUUUAUUCGCUGAAGAUGUUAAAAAAGACUUAGACAAUAUUUUUGAUCAAAUACGUGGAAUUUCUAUGAAUUUUCCAAAUUGAUUUUUUUUUUUUUAAAUUUUUUAUUACAAAGAAUAUAAAACAUUUGAUUGUAUUAAAAUUGUAUUUUCUUUUUUUUCAUUUUCAAUAAUUGAUUAUUAUUGAAAAUCAAUCACUAAUUUGAUACCAUAACAAUAAUAAGGCUUAAUAUUAAAUUGUCAACUACAAUUUUCAUUUUUUCUUUUACAAAUUUUUGAAACUUUCCAUAUAUUUUUCGUUAUUAAUAAUUAGUAAUUAUUAAAG